AAAGUGAACGGAGGGAGCAUAUAUCACCUUCUCGAAAGCUGCGUCUAUCUGUCUUUCCUUUUUUGGCCCUUUAUUUUCCUGGAAAGAGUGUGAUUUGUCAAUUUCAUAUUCUCUUUUAUUUCGAUCAAAACUUGGACUACACAAAGUCUCACUCAAAACGGCAACGAAGAAGAACCAAUUUUACUGAAUUAAUUACAUAAUUGGCAGUGGAAAUAAGAUGGGUGAUUACUCCAAGGACGAUUUCCUUCAGCUAAUCAAGCGAUUUGGCGCUUUCUUAACCGUCAAGAUUUCUAAUCUCUUCGGCACACUGGAUUCAAGAUCUGUGGGUGCCAUAGCAGGUCUUGCAUUUGCAAUAGUUUUUACCUGGAGAGUGUGGAGAUCACCUAGUCCACAACGGAGGCUUCCUAAGAGACAGGGUGCUACAUCUAGUAGUUCUGGCGUAAGCAAUCAUCCAAGUGCAAAUGUUGCAACUUCAGGAGUUAUCCCUUCUUCUGAGGAUUCAAAUGCUCAAAAUGUUAUUGAUGAGUUCUUCCAGCCAGUAAAGCCAACACUUGGACAGAUUGUUAGGCAACGGCUGAGUGAAGGGAGGAAGGUGACAUGUAGGUUGCUUGGAGUGAUACUGGAGGAAACUAGCCCAGAGGAGCUUCAGCAACAAGCAACCGUGCGAUCCUCUGUACUCGAAGUAUUGCUCGAAAUAACCAAAUUUUGUGACCUUUAUCUCAUGGAAAGAGUUCUCGAUGAUGAAAGUGAAAAAAAGGUCCUCCUGGCUUUAGAGAAUGCUGGAGUGUUUACAUCUGGAGGCCUGGUCAAAGACAAGGUUCUCUUUUGCAGCACUGAGAUUGGACGCACAUCCUUUGUUCGACAGCUAGAACCUGAUUGGCACAUAGAUACAAAUCCGGAAAUCACUUUUCAGCUAGCGAGAUUCAUCAAAUAUCAGUUACAUGUUUCACCUAACAAGCCGGAAAGAACAGCAAUCAAUGUCUUCAACUCAACAACAUUGGAGCAGUUCUUUGGAAGUGUUUAGAUGCAAUCAACAAGAGCUCUAGCAAAUUUCGUUUAUUUUAGGUUUUUUCUUCUUCUUCUUUUUUCCAUCUUUUUUGUUGUUGUUUUCCCUUUUCUUCUCCUCUCAAAUCGAUUCGGCAUGUGAAAAUCCUCAUAUGUUUUGACUUCUAUUUUUAUUUGCUUUUCUUGCUUCCUGCUGCUUCAUAGUGUGGGAUUAAGGCGCACUAAUUGUAACACUGGUAUUGUCGAAACAAAUCUAUCUCUGUUGCUGUGUAUCGACCUCUUUUGAAUCAUAGAUGUGAAUGUCAUUAUAAGUUGCUACUA
Messenger RNA from Lycium barbarum (goji berry), 1326 nucleotides. Its product is annotated as peroxisome biogenesis protein 22-like. The transcript has 8 exons. NCBI's taxonomy places the organism in Eukaryota, Viridiplantae, Streptophyta, Magnoliopsida, Solanales, Solanaceae. The record is from RefSeq and is a predicted model, not a curated record. Gene Ontology annotation, biological process: peroxisome organization. The coding region runs from base 218 to 1024 and encodes 268 amino acids.